This is a messenger RNA of Dovyalis caffra, 6129 nucleotides long. Lineage: Eukaryota; Viridiplantae; Streptophyta; Magnoliopsida; Malpighiales; Salicaceae. The record is from the annotation of a GenBank genome assembly.
AUGGAGUCAUUGAUCGAACUCUGUGAUCUAAUUUCACAAAAUCCUGUACAAUUCGCUGAUAAAUUGACCUGGCUAUGCAAUCGCUGUCCUCAACCAGAGUUUCUCUUAACCGCAUCGCCUAGGGUUUCUCACUCACAAAUCAAUGCAAUCCUCGCAGUUUCUCGAUUCCUGUCCAAAACCCUCGAUCACACCGGUAACCGUCCAAAAUCACUAAUCCUCGCCUUCUUCCGCUCAAUUCCGACGUCGUUUAAUCCUUCCUUCUGGCCACAAUCCUUCUCCAACGACUCGAUCGCGUCAUUUUUUACCGAUUUCUUGGCUUACGUGUCGAAGUCGGCCGAAUUGGAUCCGGAUUUCUCUGAGGAUGUUGCCGGAUUUGUUGGAGAGGUUGUUAUGGCUGCGAUUGAGAACAAUGCCAAUGAGAAUUUGGCGAGUUUGGCGAUUUCUAGGGUGCCGUCGUCCCCUAGUGAGCGAAUUGGGAUGAAUUCUGGAACGUCAUCGUCGCAGAGUUCGCCAUUGAGUAACAAUGCGAAUCAUCACAAUAGUGAGAUUUCGAGUAUGGGGAAUGAUUUGAGUCAAAUCUCAUUGUCUUCGUCAAAUGCGUCGACGACAGUGGUGAUGAAUGGGAGUGGAGUUAUGUCGAAGAGUGGUUUGGAGACAAUGAGUGUGGCAAUUGAUGGAGGUGGGGGAUUGAGCAGGCAACAAGUGGCUUCAUUUGAGGAAGAGAGCGUGGAGGGAUUGGAGAAGCAGGAGAUUGCAUACAAGUUGAUUGGACAUGUUUUAGGUUGUGUUAGGAUAGAUAACAAGCUUUUGGAGCAAGUUAGGUUCAUUGCUAAGAAGCAGCUUCAAUCUCUCUCUGCAUUUUUGAAGGUAACUGCUCCUGUGUAUGAAGGCGCUUGUAGUGCAUUCCAUAUGGAAAACCUAACCUUUAUACGGAAACGGGACUGGAAUGAACAGGGACAGCUUUUAAAAGCAAGAGUCAAUGCAAAACUCUCUGUCUAUCAAGCUGCAGCCAGGAUGAAAGUUCAAAGUCUUGCAUCUCUUGAUGUGGAUGGCAAGACAUCCAAGAGGUUGGUGCUUGAGACUCUGGCAUUGUUGAUAGAUGCUGCAGAAGCCUGUUUACUCUCAGUGUGGCGCAAGUUGAGAAUUUGUGAAGAGCUGUUCAGUUCCUUGCUUGGUGGGAUUGCACAAAUUGCUGUCACCAAGGGAGGUCAGCCAAUGCGUGUCUUGCUUAUUCGCCUUAAGCCACUUGUGCUGACUACCUGUGCACAGGCAUGUGUUAUGGAUAGAUUUCAAUUUUGCAUAUACAAAGCAUGCAACACUGCUGAUACCUGGGGCGGUAGUCAGGGAGCAAUGUUUGAGACUGUCAUGAAGACAAGUUGUCAGAUAAUUGAAUCUGGCUGGACAAAGGAUCGCGCUCCUGUGGACACAUUUAUCUCUGGAUUGGCCUCCAGUAUACGUGAACGAAAUGAUUAUGAUGAACAGGCUGACAAGGAGAAGCAGGGAGUUCCUGCUGUGCAGCUUAAUGUUAUUCGCUUGCUGGCUGAUUUGACUGUUGCUGUUAACAAGUCUGAAGUGGUAGACAUGAUAUUGCCACUUUUUAUUGAAAGCUUGGAAGAGGGCGAUGCUUCAACUCCUGGUUUAUUGCGGCUUCGACUUCUCGAUGCUGUUUCUCGCAUCGCAAGUUUAGGUUUUGAGAAGUCGUAUCGUGAGACAGUUGUUCUAAUGACAAGAAGUUACUUAAGUAAACUAUCAAGUAUAGGGUCUGCUGAAAGCAAAACAUUGGCACCAGAAGCCACCACAGAACGUGUCGAGACUCUUCCUGCAGGAUUUCUUCUGAUUGCUAGUGGGCUUAAAAAUAUGAAAUUGCGUUCAGACUAUCGUCAUCGUUUGCUAUCUCUGUGCUCGGAUGUAGGCCUGGCUGCUGAAUCCAAAAGUGGAAGGAGUGGAGCAGAUUUUCUAGGGCCUCUGCUUCCUGCUGUUGCGGAAAUAGGCUCUGAUUUUGAUCCCACUAUGCAUGUGGAACCAUCACUCUUGAAAUUGUUCCGCAACCUGUGGUUCUAUGUUGCUCUUUUUGGUCUAUCACCGCCCAUUCAGAAAAUUCAACAGCCAGCAAAGUCAGUUUCAACUACACUGAACAGUGUGGGAAGCAUGGGCACAAUUGCUCUUCAAGCAGUGGGUGGACCUUACAUGUGGAAUGCACAGUGGGCGUCUGCUGUUCAGCGAAUUGCUCAAGGGACUCCUCCUCUUGUUGUUAGCUCAGUGAAAUGGCUUGAAGAUGAAUUGGAACUCAAUGCCCUCCAUAAUCCUGGCAGUCGUCGGGGGAAUGGCAAUGAGAAAGCAGCUCUAAACCAAAGAUCUGCUCUUUCAGCUGCUCUAGGUGGCAGGGUUGAUGUAGCAGCGAUGAGCACAAUUUCAGGUGUGAAGGCAACCUAUCUUCUUGCUGUAGCAUUUUUGGAGAUAAUACGUUUCAGCAGCAACGGUGGCAUCCUUAAUGGUGGUGCUAGUUUGAGUGCUUCUAGAAGUGCCUUCAGCUGUGUCUUCGAGUAUCUAAAAACUCCAAAUCUUAUGCCAGCUGUGUUCCAAUGUUUGACGGCUAUUGUUCACAAGGCAUUUGAAGCAUCAGUAUCCUGGCUGGAAGAUCGAAUAACUGAAACGGGCAAUGAAGCCGAUGUGAGGGAAUCAACUCUUUUUUCCCAUGCCUGUUUUCUUAUAAAAAGCAUGUCACAGAGGGAGGAACACAUUCGAGAUAUUUCUGUAAACUUGUUGACUCAACUUAGAGAUAAGUUUCCUCAGGUUUUGUGGAAUUCAUCCUGUUUGGACUCCCUGCUAUUUUCAGUUCACAAUGAGUCACCUUCUGCAGUUAUUAAUGAUCCUGCUUUGAUAGUGUCAGUUCGUUCUUUGUACCAAAGGAUUGUCAGGGAAUGGAUCAGCAUAUCACUUUCAUAUGCCCCAUGCACUAGCCAAGGUCUGCUUCAGGAAAAGCUUUGCAAAGCAAAUACAUGGCAGAGAACGCAACAAACAGCUGAUGUUGUUUCUCUCUUAACUGAGAUACGGAUUGGGACUGGUAAAAAUGAUUGGACUGGCAUACGAACAGCUAAUAUUCCUGCAGUCAUGGCUGCAGCAGCAGCUGCUUCAGGAGCUAACUUGAAAUUGACGGAAGCUUUCAAUUUGGAGGUGCUCAGUACUGGUAUCGUCAGUGCAACGGUUAAGUGCAACCAUGCUGGAGAAAUUGCAGGCAUGAGAAGGUUGUAUAACAGUAUAGGUGGAUUUCAAUCUGGGGGCAAACCAACAGGUUUUGGUAGUGGUCUUCAAAGGUUGAUAACUGGAGCAUUUUCUCAACAACCACCAGCUGAGGAUGAUUCAUUUAAUGAGAUGCUACUUAAUAAGUUCGUACAUCUUCUUCAGCAAUUUGUCAGUAUUGCAGAGAAAGGUGGGGAAGUGGACAAGUCACAGUUUUGUGAUACUUGUUCUCAGGCCACUGCAUUUCUUCUCUCAAAUCUGGCUUCUGAGUCAAAAUCAAAUGUAGACGGCUUUGCUCAACUUCUACGUCUUCUUUGCUGGUGUCCGGCAUAUAUUUCUACUCCUGAUUCGAUGGAGACUGGUGUUUUCAUUUGGACUUGGUUGGUUUCUGCUGCACCACAACUCGGUUCUCUUGUGCUUGCAGAGCUAGUGGAUGCUUGGUUAUGGACAAUUGAUACGAAACGUGGACUUUUUGCGCAUGAAGUGAUGUACUCUGGACCUGCUGCGAAACUGAGACCUCAGCUAGCCCCUGGGGAGCCUGAACCACAGCCUGAAAUUGAUCCUGUUGAACAAAUAAUGGCGCAUAGAAUAUGGAUUGGAUUUUUCAUUGACCGUUUUGAGAAUGCAUUCUGGGUGGGGGUAGUUCGACACAAUAGUGUGGAACAACUCCUGCUUCUUGGUCGGUUGUUACAAGGGACAACCAAAUCUCCCUGGAACUUUUCACGACAUCCUGCAGCUACUGGCACUUUUUUUACCAUCAUGCUUCUUGGUUGGUUUGCUUUUGAGCCUGAAUGGUUUGAUGUAAACAAUGUGAAUUUUGCCCAGAGUGAGGCUCGAUCUGUCGCCGUAUUUGUGCACUAUAUUUCUAAUGAUGGUCAAUCUGAUGCAAGAGGACGGGGGAAUGAGAAUGGGACUUAUUUGGUUGAUAUGAAUGAUCAGUAUCACCCUGUAUGGGGCCAGAUGGGGAACUACGCUGCAGGAAGAGAAAAACGGAAGCAGCUUCUUUUGAUGCUAUGCCAGCAUGAAGCUGAUAGGCUUGAAGUUUGGGCACAACCCACUAACUCUAAGGAAAAUACAUCUCGACCUAAAAUCAGCUCAGAGAAAUGGAUUGAAUAUGCUAGGACUGCCUUCUCUGUGGAUCCAAGGAUCGCCUUAUGCUUGGUCUCAAGGUUACCAACAAAUACUAAUUUGAAAGCUGAAGUAACUCAACUAGUUCAGUCGCAUAUUUUGGACCUCCGCUGCAUCCCUGAAGCAUUGCCAUAUUUUGUCAACCCGAAGGCUGUUGAUGAAGAUUCAGUGCUUUUGCAACAACUGCCUCAUUGGGCUGGAUGUUCAAUCACUCAAGCACUUGAGUUCCUGACUCCUGCAUACAAGGGUCAUCCACGUGUGAUGGCAUAUGUUCUUAGAGUUUUGGAGUCUUACCCUCCAGAGCGAGUGACUUUCUUUAUGCCACAGCUAGUACAAUCUUUGCGAUACGAUGAUGGGGCUGUUGGUAUUGGAUUGAGGUUAGUAGAAGGAUAUUUGCUCAGAGCAGCUCAGAGAAGUGAUAUAUUUGCCCAUAUUCUGAUAUGGCAUCUGCAGUCAUGGAUUCUUUAUGCAUGGCAGGGUGAAACGUUUACAUCAGAAGCAGGAAAAGAAGUUGCCUCUGGAAAGAAUGGUUCUUUUCAAGAACUGUUGCCAGUUGUUCGUCAGCAUAUUAUUGAUGGUUUCACUCCCAAGGCCCUCGACUUGUUUCAAAGGGAAUUUGAUUUCUUUGAUAAAGUUACAUCUAUUUCCGGUGUUCUCUAUCCACUUCCUAAGGAAGAACGCCGAGCUGGUAUUCGGAGGGAGUUGGAGAAAAUUGAAUUGGUCGGAGAAGACCUUUACUUACCAACUGCUCCUAACAAGCUUGUUAGGGGUAUCCGGGUGGACAGUGGAAUACCUUUACAAUCUGCAGCAAAAGUUCCCAUCAUGGUGACAUUUAAUGUGGUUGAUCGGUGUGGGGACCAGAAUGAUGUAAAACCCCAAGCUUGCAUCUUUAAGGUAGGAGACGAUUGUCGACAGGAUGUUCUUGCUCUUCAAGUCAUAGCACUCCUUAGAGAUAUAUUUGAAGCAGCUGGACUUAAUCUCUACUUGUUUCCUUAUGGAGUUCUCCCUACUGGUCCUGAGAGAGGCAUAAUUGAGUGCAAUGUUACCUGGAAUACAGCUCAAUAUGAUAUGCAGAAUGAGAGCAAGAGUGCAGUUUGCCACAUAGAGUUGAAUGCUGUACCUACAAGAUAUGUUGUGCCUAACACACGGAGCAGAAGUCAGAUGGGUGAAACAACAGAUGGUGGCUUGUAUGAAAUCUUUCAACAAGAUUAUGGGCCCGUUGGCUCUCAUAGUUUUGAAGUUGCACGUGAGAAUUUUAUCAUUAGUAGUGCUGGUUAUGCAGUCGCCAGUCUUCUACUUCAGCCAAAGGAUAGACACAAUGGGAAUCUUCUCUUUGACAACGUGGGGAGGCUUGUUCACAUUGAUUUUGGUUUUAUCUUGGAAACAUCACCGGGUGGAAAUAUGCGCUUUGAGAGUGCACACUUCAAGCUGAGCCAUGAGAUGACUCAGUUACUAGAUCCCUCUGGUGUUAUGAAGAGCGAAACUUGGUUCCAAUUUGUAAGCUUGUGUGUGAAGGGGUAUCUGGCAGCCCGCCGCUACAUGGAUGGGAUAAUCAACACGGUGAUGUUGAUGCUUGACAGUGGAUUACCAUGCUUCAGUAGGGGUGACCCAAUUGGAAAUCUUCGCAAGAGAUUUCACCCUGAGAUGAGCGAGCGUGAAGCUGCCAAUUUCAUGAUCCGUGUGUGCACAGAUGCCUACAAUAAGUGGACCACUGCUGGCUACGACUUGAUACAAUAUAUUCAACAGGGCAUUGAGAAGUAA